This is a messenger RNA of Rotaria sp. Silwood2, 2119 nucleotides long. The record is from the annotation of a GenBank genome assembly. Lineage: Eukaryota; Metazoa; Rotifera; Eurotatoria; Philodinida; Philodinidae.
AUGAACAAUACCACAUUCGCUCAAUUGAUUGAACAACUUUCACUUGCAUUUUUUUCUUCGGAUAAAAAAUAUCCAUUUAAUUAUGAGCCAUCGGGUGAAGAUUUUCUCUCUGCCGGUUUAGCUGAAGCUGAUCUAAUGCGUCGUGUUAUGAACAAAAGACCACAAGAUUUCGUUCAAUGGUUUACUGCCUUUCUCUCAACAGAAAUUCUACCAAGCAGUCUUGAACCACCUUCGAUCGCUGAUCCACGACUGAUUCAUUUAGCUGGUUUAUCUCUUAGUCGUGCAUGGAUGUUAGACGGGAUUGUUGAAGUUCUUUCCUUCGAUACUCAACAAAGCAAUCGUCGUGAACAAUUAUUUGAAUUGAGCAAAAGAAAUGCUCAAGCAGGAUUGAUAGCUAUUGAUGAAAACCAUUACGAAGGAGGACAUUGGCUGGGUACAUCUGCAGUAUAUCUUAUCACUGGUCGAGGAUUGUCGAACGACAGUGCUAGUCAGAAUUAUAGAACUACUCUACUGUUAUGUUUUCUUUCAAAGUUAUUUCUCUAGAGUAUAUUACCAAUUCCUCCUGUAUUUUUUUGCGAAUAAAUUCUACUAUGACCUAUCAGAAUAUUAUAAGAAUGUUUUAUGUGGCGCUUAGGCAUGAAACCAAUACAGAAUGCACACAUUUUUGAACAUAGAAUUAAUCGUUUUUACACUACGGGUAUCCAUGGACAUAAGAUAUUUCAAACAAUUUCCAGUAUACAAGGAGUUGUAACCACUUAAGUUAAGUAACCGACGUUAGGGAUGUACUCGUAGAAUGAUUAUGAUAUUCAUCAUUGUUACUACUAGUGAGCAAUAUGCUGAUAAUGACAGACAGCUUCUACUUAAUCACAUUUGGUAGCUAGCAUCAAUAUUCCAAAUAGUUGCCCUUAACUAAAAUAAGCUUUUCUUUUCUAGCUUAAGAUGGUUCUCUCACAUCAGUUCAAGUCCUCUAAAUUUUCCUUUUAGAUUGAAACCCCUCAUAUGCUCGUAAAAUGUUGUAGAUUAACUGAGCCUAUUUCUUUCUUAAAAGGGAAAUUCGACAAAAAAAUUACAUUGAUUGAAUAAAACUGAAUUACUUUGAUAUGCGUCGGAGAAAAAGUUCUAGAGAAAAUCGCCAAUGCUUAUAACCGAUUAAAUUAUUUCUUAUCGAUGAUAGUCAUAUUUCAGUAUGUGUCACCAAAAUCAGGAUGAUUCGGUGGAGGUGGCAAUUGUUGCAUUUGCAAUAAGCGCUCUAGAUGCUUAACUGCAGGUUUAAAUUGAUUUCAAUGUGCAUAAAUCAUGCAGAUGUUCAUUAGAGACUUUGUCAAGUUUGGAUGAUUUUUUGGAAACGUCUUCUUGAUAAUAAUUAACGUUUAUUGAUACUAAUAUCAAGCGCCUUCGAAUUUUCUGAGUGACUCAUAAGCUACACCCAUAUUAUUAAAAUCAAGAGUUUCUCAAAUGAAAUCAACGUAAAUGUUGCAUUAUUCUUUCUUAGAUAUGAAUUGCCAAUGUUCAAAUAGGUCUCAGCAAUAAACGGUUUAUCGAUUGUAACUGUUUAUUAUCUUCAAAGCAUUAUCAUAUUCAUCUCGAAGCUGGAAAUGGGUGCUUAAUGACUGAUAGAUUUUGGCUACAUUAAGAUUUUGUUUCCUGCGAUAACACAUCGACAGAAGCAACGCUUUGCUGCUCCUAACUUGCUUGAAUGGAAAAGCUUGUUAGCGCAGCCCUUUGGGGUUGAAAUGUGGAACUCACAUAUGUUCUUCAGCUUCGUUAUAUUAAUACGAAAUACAGAAGGUGCAAAAUAAAGAAUUUUUUAUUUUUCAUUUUCUUACGGGCGCCCUGUUUUUUGUUUUCAUUGUUACUAUUCGCUCAUUUUUUUUUAAAUUUUUUUCUAAUUCGUUUUUCUUAAUUUAUCAUUCUUAUUAUUAUUAUCAUUGAACUGAUUGACAAAUAAGUGUGUUUUACAUAUCUAUGAUAUACAUUAAUCAAGUCACAAAUAAUGAUAUUCAUUAUUGUUCAAAAUAAUAACUUGAUCAAUUUUCCAAAAAAAAUAGAAAAUCUAACAUGUUUUAUAUUGAGUGCUAAGGUCUGUAAUGGGAGGGGGGGGGGGGGCGGGUCGGUAGUG